GCCUAUGCACAUCUCUCUUCGUUGCAAGAAUACAGUGUUUUUUCGCUUUUGUUAGGAGCCAGUGGCAAGUCGGGAACUGGUGCACAACCUAUAACUCCUAAAAUGAUAUCAACUGUGAUAACUCCUAUGCUUGACUCGUCGUUCUACUCAUAUCUCUCAAGAUGCAAUCUGAAAACUUACACCUUACGUUUAACGAUAAUUGCAGCAGAAUUAUAUUUUCACUUGGGCCGAGAGACUGACUAUAAUACGGCACUAAACGAGUCUGCGUUGACAUCACCCAAUGUUGAGACGUACUAUAAUGAAUCAAUGAUUCUAUUCAAGAAAAUUAUAGACUCAAAGCUCUUUGAUAAUUUGUCCAACGGCUAUUUAAUGCAAAGAAUUGCGUAUGUUUAUCUGACAUACAACAGGACAGAUAUAGAUGGACAAUUACAGAAAAAUAAUCUUGAGCCAUCUUAUUACGAGUCAGAAAACCCAUUGAAAUUGCAGAUUAACAAUCCUAAUUUGGAAAAUUUUGGUCUUUCUAGAAAUCGCAGACUCGUUCUUUGGUUGCUACUAUCCAUCAAAGAGCUCAAUCCUGAUGAGCAGCCUAUUCAAUCGCAGAUGAUUGUGUGGAGAAUAGACGACCAGUUACACUCGGACUCUUCCAGCAACGCAUCCGUUUCCUGGCUUCAAAGGGAUGAUGGACUACUCGCUAAAAUCAAGUCAAAACUAGACAGCCAAAAUUUACUAGAUUCAUGAUAUACUUUCAGUUAACUGUGUA
This is a messenger RNA of Pichia membranifaciens NRRL Y-2026, 760 nucleotides long. RefSeq lists its product as hypothetical. Bases 103 to 738 code for a protein of 211 amino acids. NCBI's taxonomy places the organism in Eukaryota, Fungi, Ascomycota, Pichiomycetes, Pichiales, Pichiaceae. The record is from RefSeq and is a predicted model, not a curated record. The transcript has a single exon.